AGGGGGAGGAGCCACAGUGAACAGCACCGCCGCUCGGCCUCUUCCUCUCCGCUCAGCUCGGUGCUCUGCUGCAGGCUGCGUGGCUCCGAGAGCAAACAACAGAGACCAACUUCUAUUGAAAUCAAUUGACGGUCUUCUUCUUGUGCGUUUGAAGAACAAAGAAGAAGAAGAAGAAGAAGAAGCUUGCGAUGCAUAAGCACCGGCUCGACCGCUUCCCGACGGCUUGGGACACGAGACAGUUUUGAACGCGGAAGGCGGAUUGUGUCGAAAGUGAGCUACAAACUUCAAAGAGACGCGGCGACGGCGGAACAAGUUGUGACCGAGAUAAAGGAAUCCACCGGAUCGGCCGUCAAAGGUACGACUUGAUCCUCCUAACGUGCGGGUCACCGACGAUACGUCCCAGUCAAGAUGUCUGUCAGUAACCACGAAAACAGAAAGUCUCGAUCUAGUUCCGGCUCCAUGAAUAUCCACCUUUUCCACAAGACGUCCCAUGCGGACAGCCUGUUGACGCAACUCAACCUGCUGCGCAAAAGAAAAGUCUUCACCGAUGUUGUCCUGAAGGCCGGAAACCGAUCCUUCCCCUGUCACCGGGCCGUCCUGGCCUCCUGUAGCCGGUACUUUGAGGCCAUGUUCAGUGGUGGGCUCAGGGAGAGCCGUGACGCUGAAGUCAACUUCCACGACUCUCUUCAUCCGGAGGUGCUGGAGCUUUUGCUCGACUACGCUUACUCGGCCCGAGUCCUAAUCAACGAGGAGAAUGCAGAGUCGCUCCUAGAAGCCGGGGACAUGCUUCAAUUCCACGACAUUCGAGAUGCCGCCGCAGAGUUUCUAGAAAAGAACCUCCACCAGUCAAACUGUCUGGGGAUGAUGUUGCUGUCAGACGCCCAUCAGUGUCAGAGACUGUACGAGCUGUCAUGGAGGAUGUGUCUGGCAAACUUUGCUACUCUCUUCAGGACAGAGGACUUCCUCAGCCUGCCCAGAGACAAAGUCCAGGAGCUAAUUCUCAGUGAGGAGCUAGAGGUGGAGGAUGAGAGCCUGGUGUAUGAGGCUGUUAUCGACUGGGUUAAGGCGGACAUGGAGCGGAGGCACAGCGAGCUGCCUGAGCUGCUGCGCUGUGUUCGCUUGGCGCUGCUCCCUGAAACGUAUCUGCUGAAGAAUGUCGCUUCAGAGGAGUUGGUGAUGUGCCACAAGGUGGGCCGGGAGAUUGUUGAAGAUGCAGUACGGUGUAAGAUGAGGAUCCUCCAGAACGACGGUAUUGUAACAGGGUUCUGUGCUCGGCCAAGAAAGGUCAGCCAGGCCCUGCUGCUGCUGGGAGGACAGACUUUCAUGUGUGAUAAAGUCUAUGUGAUUGACAACAAGACCAAGGAGAUCACCCCCAAAACAGACAUCCCCAGCCCCAGGAAAGAAUGCAGUGCCUGUGCUAUUGGUUGCAAGGUUUACGUUACUGGAGGUCGUGGCUCUGAGAAUGGAGCCUCUAAAGAUGUCUGGGUCUACGACACGUUACAUGACGAGUGGUCCAAAGCAGCCCCCAUGUUGGUAGCCAGAUUUGGACACGGUUCCGCAGAGCUCGACCACACGCUGUAUGUUGUGGGAGGACAUACGUCUCUUGCGGGAUCCUUUCCUGCCUCUCCAUCUGUGUCUCUCAAGCAGGUGGAGCAGUACGACCCCCAGACCAACAAAUGGGCCCUGGUGGCUCCACUCAGAGAAGGGGUGAGCAACGCUGCCGUCGUCGGUGCCAAAAACAAACUCUUUGCCUUUGGGGGCACCAGCCUCAACAGAGACAAGUACCCUAAGGUGCAAUGCUUUGACCCCUGCCAGAACCGGUGGUCUGUUCCGGCCGCCUGUCCCCAGUUGUGGCGAUACACAGCUGCGGCAGUAGUCGGCAACCACGUUGUGGUGAUCGGCGGCGACACUGAAUUCUCUGCCAGCUCCGCUUACCGAUUCAACAGCGAGACGUUCCAGUGGACAAAGUUUGGCGACGUGACGGCCAAACGCAUCAGCUGUCACGCGGUGGCGUCAGGAAACAGACUGUAUGUGGUCGGGGGAUACUUUGGGGCUCAGAGGUGUAAGACACUAGACUGUUACGAUCCAUCGUCAGACUCUUGGGACAGUGUGACCAGUGUGCCCUACUCACUCAUUCCCACCGCCUUCGUCAGCACAUGGAAGUACCUCUCAGCGUAGUGCGCAACACUGUCUGCGGUUUCUACGAUCGGCCAUGGUGUCUGGUAUGCGGUCUCCCUUCGCUGGCUGCCGAGAGGAGGAGGAGGAGGAGGAAGGGUUUGUGUAUUCCUGCUCCGGCUCCAUCAAGCCUGAUCCACAUUAUCUUCAUCUGCAGAGGAGUUGAGGCCCGGGUCCUGGAAACAGCCCAGAGACUGGAAGUCUGCCGCCUCUUUCCACCUGAUCUGUUUACCCGUCGUUCUUGUGUAACUUUCCCACGUAGCCACUAGCUUGAGCUGGACUCAUUACAUGUAUAGGAAACAAGCCGAUUGCAUAGAUGUGUUCUCUGGGCAUCUGCCUGAGGUUUUCAAUAUUGUCUCUUUCCACCGCCUGGGUCAAAUAAGCUACUGUGACUAUCAGCUGACUCGCUCCAUCACCACCAGUUUAGCAGGAAAAGGACUCAUUAUUGUCUCUCACUGACAUUGUUUUACAGUUCAACAGUCUCUGUUGUGGUUCUUCUCCCCUCCUGACACUGGGCAUUCACUCAGGUGUAAUUUAUAUGGACUGCUGAUGGACUGAAUUAGACCUUUGCUCUGCCAGGCGUACGGGGAACCAGAGAGGACAUUUGGGGAAGUGUAUGAUUUUGUGCACAGAAACAAUCCUCCUGUCUGUAUUUUUAGACCUUGGACUUGGGCUUCCCUCAAUUUUGGUGAGCUAAAUUUGUAUCUUCCUCCUCAACUUAAAAUACAAGCUGGCAAGAGAGAAUGUGGCCAAUCACGGCUGAAGAAGACAACUUGAUAUCGUGUCGAGAUGUUAUUUCAAGCUAUGAUUUUGUCUUUGUUGUGUUAUUGUGUCUCAGGGUUAUGUAUAGUUUUGCCUGUAUUUGUUCAACGAAGAGUAACUUUUUUGGUUUAUGUAUUUUCUGUUCUGAAAUAGUUUUUUGUGAAUGUUCUAGUCUUGUGAUAAACAUUUUUACUGAACUCUCAUUUUAGAAAACAUUCUGACAAUGUUUGAUGACGCUUAAUAGCAGCGGUCAUGUUCAAAACAUAAAUAUUGCCAAAACCCAAAUAGCUUACCUUAGUGUUAUUUUGGAUUUAAAUAAGGAAAGCGAAGUAAUUAGUUAACGUUGUAGUUCUAAUAUCUUUUAAUGGAAGUAUUUUGUGUGUAUAGUUUGUAUAUUUGCUUUGUGAUGAAUUUAUAGAAGCCUUUGAUUUGCACAGUUUGUACAAAGAAUCGUAUUAUUGGUCUUAAUUUUUCUGUCUUUGUCUUAACCCAGAUUGGGUAGUGUGAAUAAUCAAAGCCUUUUUUGUAGCACUGAGUUGUUUCUCUCUUAGCGAUCUUCAUGUGUGUGCAGUUUUCCAAUAUAUCAAACAUACUGGUAUAUUAAGCUAUUACUGAAUACACCAUCUGUUACUUCAUGCUCAUAACGUGUCAAUAAAUAUCAUCUUGAUGAAAACAUA
Molecule: messenger RNA, 3614 nt
Organism: Scophthalmus maximus (turbot)
Lineage: Eukaryota; Metazoa; Chordata; Actinopteri; Pleuronectiformes; Scophthalmidae
Gene: enc3
Product: ectodermal-neural cortex 3
Exons: 4
Coding region: 409-2178 (589 amino acids)
Molecular function (GO): protein binding
Source: RefSeq, a predicted model, not a curated record